This is a messenger RNA of Lates calcarifer (barramundi perch), 4513 nucleotides long. RefSeq names its product hepatic leukemia factor. The record is from RefSeq and is a predicted model, not a curated record. Gene Ontology annotation, molecular function: DNA-binding transcription factor activity, RNA polymerase II-specific; RNA polymerase II cis-regulatory region sequence-specific DNA binding. Gene Ontology annotation, cellular component: nucleus. The coding region runs from base 276 to 1211 and encodes 311 amino acids. Gene Ontology annotation, biological process: regulation of transcription by RNA polymerase II. NCBI's taxonomy places the organism in Eukaryota, Metazoa, Chordata, Actinopteri, Centropomidae. The transcript has 4 exons.
AGUCCUCAGUUCUCACACAUGGGAUCGGUGCUCGCUCUGUCCACCUCCUGCAGCCCCGGUCAGCCACCGCCGCACGCGCCCACAGCACGUCCCCGCGCCGAUUCAUGUCUUUAAUCUAACACGCGCUUUUUUUGAUUUGGUUUCUUAUUUUUCAUGUAGAGUCCAGACCUGGACCUCAGCACCAGCACAGCUGAUCACACUUUGCUUUUUCACGCAGAUUUUUGCCUUAUUUUUGUUCCUGUUUUGUUGUUGUUGUUUGGAUUCACCGGCUCCAGAUGCAGGGAGGCGUGAUGGAGAAAAUGUCCCGACACCCCAUCCCGCUCAAUCCAAGUUUCCUGCCCCCGGCGACGCACGGAGUUCUCAAGUCCCUGCUGGAGAACCCGAUGAAGCUGCCGCUGCAUCAUGAAGCUUUCAGCAAGGAGCAGGAGAAGGAGAAGAAUCUGGAGGAAGAGCGCAGCGCCCCCCAGUCGGCCUUCCUCGGCCCCACGCUGUGGGACAAGACCCUGCCCUACGACGGAGACACCUUCCAGCUGGAGUACAUGGACCUGGAAGAGUUCCUGUCUGAGAACGGCAUCCCCUCCAGCCCCUCCCACCACCACCACCACCACCACCACGACCAGCACCAACCACACGCUCCGCCACGCCAGCCGCCAAUCAUGCCCCCAACCCCACCCACACCUGCGCCCUCAGUGAUGGACCUCAGCAACCACGCCUCCACCUCCGUACACACGAGCGUCGUCUCCCCGAACUGCCUGCACAGCAGCCCGGCAAGAGCAGGCCUCCCAAACUCCAGAAACACUCCCAGCCCCAUUGACCCAGACUCCAUACAGGUUCCCGUUGGGUACGAGCCCGACCCAGCAGACCUGGCUCUGUCCAGUGUGCCGGGGCAGGAGAUCUUUGACCCACGCAAACGCAAGUUCUCGGCCGAGGAGCUGAAACCACAGCCGAUGAUCAAGAAGGCUCGCAAGGUCUUCAUCCCGGACGACCUGAAGCAGGAUGACAAAUACUGGGCCAGGCGCAGGAAGAACAACUUGGCAGCGAAGCGGUCCCGGGACGCGAGGCGGCUCAAAGAGAACCAGAUCGCCAUCCGAGCCGGCUUCCUGGAGAAGGAGAACUCGGCUCUGAGGCAGGAGGUGGCUGACCUGAGGAAAGAGCUUGGACGCACCAAGAAUAUCCUGGCCAAGUACGAGGCACAGCAUGGGCCGCUGUGAUAACACACACACACACACACACACACCCUAUAUAUAUAUAUAUAUAUAUAUGAAGCUCAUAUAUAUAUAUAUAUAUAUUUAAACACCAACACACACAGUGAGAAUGACAACCCCACCUCCUCCUGAUCCACCAGAGACCCCCCUUUAACUUCCUGCUCCACAAAUAAAGUCCUGAUGACUCGACUCACAGCAGGUGAAGGGUUAAGAUCCAAAUAAAUCCAAAAUAUACUUCAACUUUUCCUCCUCUGUGUUCUGACUUUGACCAGGAGGUGGAGGUUACUCAAUGGACCAAUGAUAAUUAAGUGCAUAGUCCAUUAAUAUAAACUCACAUGUGCUCAUUUUACAGGAGUAUGCCCCCUGAUGGUUAUUCUCUGCUGCUGAAAGUGUUCGUCUCUCAACACUUUCAGAAGAAAUCUAUCUCAAAAUUUGUUGUAAUUUCUUUAAAUGGACAUUUUAGGUUUUAACAAACAAAUGUGGAAAUAGUGGGUUAGUUUGGGACUAUUUUCUGCAGCGGAUUAAUCCACGUUGGUUUGAGUCUGUAUAUUUUAUUGUUAUAUUUUGGCACUACUUUAUUCCCUCUUUGCAAGCCAGGAGUCUUAUAAACAAAACCUUUUCACCUCCUUUUAAUAUUCUCAACUUCACCAGCUGACAUUUGUCAUCCGUCUCCAUGACAACAGUCACCCAGCAGCCGCUUAAAAAUGUGCAGGUCACCUGCUGCAUAUCAAGCCCAUUAUUCAGAUGAAUGUUAAACACACACAUACAUAGACAUGUACACACACCUGAUUGGCCGUCCCCUCGGCCCUGUGAACUCUCCUCACGGACACAAAAACUUGACCUUUUACCCCACCCCACCACUCCUUCCUCAGUGUAUGGUGACAGCACUUUACAACCACCAUAUGCCUCACUCUCUGCCAGCCCCCCUCCCCCUCACAAACUCUGCCCCCUAGCAGGUCCCCCCCAAAAUGCACCUGUUCCAUGUGUACAUACCUGCCUUCGUCCUACCCCUCAACGACUCUGUAUAUGAAUGUGUAUGUACCGCCUCCUGCUCAUCUAUUGGUCGAUCAGCCGCUUUCUUUUUUUUUUUAUCAGGACCGGUUCACACCUUCUUUGUCCCUAAUCAGUAUUUUUAUGGAUAUGUGAAACUAUAAAAAGUACAAAGAAAUAUAAGAUAUCAUAACUUUAAGAUGCACUCGCUGAUUUUGAUAUAGCACCGAAAGAAGCCAAGAAAAAAUUUAUAGCAACUAGAAAUUUGUUAUUUUUUAUAACCCAAUUUUUUUUAUAACCCCUGAAAAUGUAUUUGUUAUAAUCCCCUGAUUUGCUGUGACAACAUCAGGGAGUGUAUCUUUAAAUGCUUAAACAAAAACAGUAAAGAGAGGAAUCCAAAGAGAAUUAGCAUUUUUGCAUUUUUGAAGCCCCCUGGUGGCUGACAGGGCCCCCCUGCAGCCUCGUGAUCUGCUCCUGCCUCAGACUCUAUAUUAAUUUACAACCAGGCUGGAAGGACUGCUUCAGCUCAUGUACAGAUCGGAUCAGUUCACACAGAGGACGCUGCAGGAAGAGUUUAAAGACGAUGCCAUAGAUGAAGUCAGCUGCUGUGCUUGUGAACUUUGUUGAUUAAUGUGACAUUUUCCCUUUAGUUCAGUAUCUUCAGUGUUUGUAGAAUUGAUUGAUAAUUGAACACCCUCCUCUCAGACUGUAUCUACCUGUUCAUCUGUCUGAUGUUUGUCUCGUUGUGUUUGAGAUAAGCUGUGUUUGUCACUGUGCAUGUUAAAGUACUGACCUCGCUGUAGAAAAUCCCAACACUGCUGUCUGGAAAAAUCGACCUUCACUGAAAAGUGUAGCUCAUUAGCUUCAGUCAGUUCAUCUCAUACAACUUUUCAGAAAAAUGAAAUGUAUCAGGAUUCACUUCAGACGACAGAUACUCCUCUGCAGCUCUGCUUUUAGCUUUCAGAAUUGUCAUGAAACCUUUUGACAAUGUUACAGCUUCAUUUCACACUGCCUGCUCUGUUUAAUGGAUGAUGGGAGUCAUCCUUCUUGCAGGAUGACGGAAGUAUGUGCAGGGAUUUCUGCAGUGAACCUGCUGUCCGUAUGGCAGUGUUACAACAGUGUUACACCAACAUAACAGAUGCAGUAACAAAGAAAGAGCUGAUUUUGUUGUUUGUUUUUGUCAUUUUUCAGUUUGAGCUGCCUCAUGCUUUCAGAUCUCCAGGACAGAAUGUUUUUGUCCGUUUAGAUGUGAUCAGUUGAUUCCACCAUCACACAGUGAAGGAAAACCCCACAUCAGUCAGCUUUUUUGUCUUUGAAUGUUUAAAAAAAAAAAAAGGUUUUUAUAAGCUCAGGAGGUGGUACAAUAUUUGUCAAACUACUCAGACUUGUGUCUUUUCUUCACUAUAGAAAUCAAACCUGUUCCCUUCAGUGCAAUAGAUGGUUCUGUACAGCUUUGGCAUGAACUUAUUUUUAUUUUUUUUUGUCAUUUUAAGUGUAGCUCAGCAGUGAGUGCGCUCCCCGGUGGCCGAGUGUGACAUGAAUGUAUAUUUGAAACAGUGCGUUGAGUGAGUGGUGUUGUCUUAUACUGUGGAACCACUUUAGUACUCUUUACUACAGACCAAAAGAAAACAGUAUAUAAAGGAUAUAUUGAUAUAUUAAAGGUUUUAAUGUUUAUACAGAGCUAUUCUUCUUGUUUUUGUACAGUCUUUUUUCCUACAUAGAUAUUUCCUGUGUAUUUUGGAAAGGGUUACAUAAAUAUAAGCAGUAUAUUAACACAUAUAAAUAAAAAUAUAUUCAUACCUGUUACCAAAACGGCGAGCCCAACCAGUCUGGGCGAUGCAUGGGCAUUAUGAAAAUCCUCUGAGGUUCAUUUCCUGUCCGAUCAUUUCCUCCUCCCUUUGUAGUUGAAAUACCUCACCACCCCCCACCCGCCACCCCCACCCUGAGCAGGUGCCACAUCAUACAGCUGAGUCAGUUCUUGGCUUUUUGCACCAGGUGCUCCACUUUUCAUUUUUCAGCAAGGACAGAGUCACCUCUACCGUAGAUGGUUAUGUAUGUAUAGUUUCAUGGCUGUAUUCAGCCUAGAGGAAUGUAUUCACCCAACCUGAAGCACUUUUCUUUUCUUGUUCAGUUGUUCCUUUUCGUUCGCUGUGAUUUAUCUCUCUCCUGCAUCCUGGUGUUCAGUUCUCUCUGCUUCUUCAGAGCCUCUGCAGCUCAGAUCUGUUUGAUUCUGUGUUCAAAGAUAUUUUUCCUAUAUUUGUCAUUGAUUAUGUUUCUCAUGAUCAAAAUAAUAACAAAUAAAUAAAAGUUAAAAUCCA